GUUGCGCGAUUCAAAAUGUGCUUAUACUUCCUGUUUUCAUUCUUCAUGUGACAUUUGAGCAAACUCGUCUCGAAAGAAGUAAAAAAGCCUUCGGUAGCGCCACGUCAGGAUUACAGCUGUAGAUAAACACCUGUCGAAUCUUAACCGAACGACACAAACACAUCAAGCGUCAUGGAGAGCAAAUAUAAUCUGAAGAGUCCAGCUGUAAAGAGGUUGAUGAAAGAGGCUGCGGAGCUCCGGGAGCCAACAGAACAUUAUCACGCCCAACCACUGGAGGAUAACCUGUUUGAAUGGCACUUCUCCGUCAGAGGACCUCCAGACUCCGACUUUGAUGGUGGAGUCUAUCACGGUCGGAUCGUGCUUCCCGCUGAAUACCCCAUGAAGCCCCCCAGCAUCAUUCUUCUCACUCCCAAUGGAAGGUUUGAAGUUGGGAAGAAGAUCUGUCUUAGUAUUUCUGGCCACCAUCCAGAGACAUGGCAGCCGUCAUGGAGCAUUCGUACAGCAUUGAUAGCGAUCAUUGGAUUCAUGCCAACUAAAGGAGAAGGAGCGAUCGGAUCUUUGGAUUACACUCCUGAGGAGAGAAGAGCCCUCGCCAAAAAGUCUCAGGACUUCUGUUGUGAGGUGUGUGGCAGCUGUAUGCGCACUGCUCUGCAGGCUCUCUCUCCUGACAGUGACCUUCGACCCGCUGACCGUCAGGCACACAGACUAGCCCAGCAGAUCAACUUUAAGGCUGAAUCCAGUUCAGACAGUGGCGGUGCAUCGGCAGCUUCCAGUCAAGCUGAACAGCACAGCAGCAGCGGAUCCACCGCAGACGACAGAGCUGAGCAGUCUGGAUCAACCUCUGUGGCUCCUCAGAGCUCAGCUGAAGGUCCGUCGUCUUCAGGUGCGCCGAGUCCACGGCAGAGACGCACACAGAACCACCAGACCCAGUCCCCGAGAUACCCCGCCUUUACAGCAUCACCCGUCGCCCAGCAACCUCCACAGGACACCGGUCACACGGGCUCGGUCGUCCUGAUCGUCCUCCUCACGCUCGCUCUCGCUGCGCUCAUCUUCCGCAGAAUCUAUCUGGCCAAUGAGUAUAAGUUUGAUUAUGAGCUGUGAACUGUGGACCUGCUCAUCAUCUGACUGUCUGUCCUGCGUUCAUCUCCCCUUAGCACUCCACAGCUUCAUAUAUGGCAUAAAAGGGUCUUUAACAUAACCAGGAAAGGUUUAGUUAAAGCCGGCCCCCCCCCAAAAAAAGCUUUUAUAUUCUGCAUAUAGAAAAUUAAAGGACCAUUCGGUUUUUUUUGCUUCGUGACAUUAGCAUCAUUUUGGUUUGAUGACGGUUAAACUCACAAUUCCGACAUCAAAAUUACAUCAUUUAAACAUCAAAAUGAGUUAAAAAUCAUUUAUUCUUCCACAUGUGAAGAUAUUUUGAGAAAUGUCUCAGUGGUUUUGUGUUCAUACAAUGGAUGCAAUGGGGUUCAGUGUUGUUUGGUUAUCAACAUUCUUCAAAAAUAUCUUCUUCUGUGCACAUUACUAAAUUGUCCUUACUGAGGUCAAAAAAAUAUUGCUAUGUUACUCAAAGCACAUAAUUGUUCUAGCAUAUUUGUUGGAUUUUAAUCAAAAGGAAAAAUGUCUGCACAAGACAUGUUAGAAUACGAAACAACACAGCAAAGUGAGACAUCUUGUUGUUUGUCAUCAAAAUAAUUUCGGGAAAUGAUUCAAUUUCGCUUUUUUUUGUGAAAUCUGAGGUCUGUCCACAAGUAUAUUAGUGUGUGAGACUGCUGUUUCCAUUUACCAGAAAUACUUUUAUAAGAAUCAUAGUUCCAGUUUCAGUGUGCAACAUUUACUCUCAGCCUGAUUUAAAUAUAUAACUCAAAUCUGUAAACUAAUGAACAGAAUGAAACAUUUAAACACUGUAUUCAUGUAGACGUGUGGUUGUUAUAUUUUACUUAAACACUUGCUAAAGCGCUCUGUACAGCUGGUUGGUGCAUAUUUUUUGGAACUAGUUUGAAACUUUCAAAAUGUUUUUAUUUCACAGGUAGAUCUUAAAGUUUUUAAACUGAUGUCAAGUAAGCUGAUAGAUGUGGUAAUGUUGUAGACUUAAAAAAAUCUGUUACACCUAAAAACAUCCUAGUAAGGACCUAUCACUUGAUGCUUUUUCUGUAGAUGACCUAAUGCUUAAAUGGCCAUAUACUGCAAUAAAUGUGAUAUAUAUAUAUAUAUGUGUGUGUGUAAUAUAUACUGGGUCAAAUAAUGAAAUAAAGCAGAAAUCUG
Messenger RNA from Triplophysa rosa, 2259 nucleotides. It is a transcript of the gene ube2j1, whose product is annotated as ubiquitin-conjugating enzyme E2, J1. The record is from RefSeq and is a predicted model, not a curated record. The coding region runs from base 172 to 1101 and encodes 309 amino acids. NCBI's taxonomy places the organism in Eukaryota, Metazoa, Chordata, Actinopteri, Cypriniformes, Nemacheilidae. The transcript is spliced from 8 exons.